Messenger RNA from Alosa sapidissima (American shad), 2195 nucleotides. Its product is annotated as myeloid-associated differentiation marker homolog. The transcript has 2 exons. The record is from RefSeq and is a predicted model, not a curated record. The coding region runs from base 1040 to 1933 and encodes 297 amino acids. NCBI's taxonomy places the organism in Eukaryota, Metazoa, Chordata, Actinopteri, Clupeiformes, Clupeidae. Gene Ontology annotation, cellular component: membrane.
ACUCUUGGCGGGGCUUGUGGAAGUCUCUUCUAGCAAGCUGUAUUACAUCAAUGUCUGCAUCUUCUUUAACCACACAUGGAAUUUGCAAUACAAUCCAUUACAGCCUCAAAGCUUCAUCCACCUAGCAACAUGAACUGACUUGAUGGAAUUCAGAUAUUGUGUUGAUGUCAUGUUGUCAAGAGUUACUGAUUUACUGUGGGUGAGGCUCUUCACCCUUGCUCUAACCUACAUUUGUAAAAGUUUCCCCUUGCAAGCUGUAUCAAAAGUUGAAGCUCAAACAGAUAGAAACAUUUUAUUUAUUCAAGCAGUUUAGAAAAGCCGUCUCUAGAACGAGACUAAUAAAAACAUUCAAAGUUUAUUCAUUCUCUUUCUCUACCAGUUCAAUGUAUAAAUACUAUUAAAAUGGAUAAAUGCAUUUAGAGAGAGAAGGCAAUGAUGACACUAAUUUGGCAGGGCGCUCAACAUAUGCGUCAGGUUCACAAUCUCUAUAGAGCCUUCACAAAAAGGCCAAUCAGGAAUACCUCACAGAGAUAGUUACACACACCAAGAAGUAAAGAAAGUAGUGUGAAUCACAGCAAAAUUGUCAUUGUCAGUUCACCAUUUAGUCUGAAACAGUCGUUUCGCAGCUGGUUUUAUAGCCUAUAUUGUUACUUAAAACACUUUGAGAUUGAGUCCUGUAGGGGAAACACACAGUAACGGAAUAAAAGAUAUGGGAAGAAAACCUUUUGUAAAGGUGUAACGAUACUGACACUACAAUGGCAAGUUGGGGGCCGAAGUCUGCAGUCUCUUGACUGCUCUUGCUCAUUCUGUGAUUGUAUUACUUGCCUUUGUACACCUUUAUCUAUAACUAUGUCACUUCCCCCACACCCUGUCUCUCUAGAAAGUUCUGGACGAAGCAGAGGACUAUACAGGACGUUCCGUCUGCUGUGUGCCAAUAAACUGGCACCCAGCUGCUUUACCUACUGCUGUUGCCACCUCUGCCUACAACAAGCUGCUGCAAAUAUUUGACAACAACAACAGUGCUUCUGCCUCUAUUGCUAUGAAUGUUCUAUGGCCACGUGUGCUGGCUAUGUUGUUGGCCUGCGUGGCCUUUAGUGUGGCACUUCAUGGCGCACCGGUGAGGGACCAGUCGGUGGAAGAGUGGUGCCUUUUCAGCUGGGGAUUUAGCUUCUUUGGCACACUGCUGGUGCUACUGGUGGAGCUAUGUGAGCUGCAGUCAAGCGUACCUGUCUCUUGGAAGAACUUCCCCAUCACCUUUGCCUGCUUUGCUUUCCUCCUCUGCCUCUCCGCAUCCGUCGACUUUGCCCUGUACUUUGUGAAAGGCUUCUUCAUGCAUGGUGUGUCCUACAACUGCCGUGUGGUCUCACUGGUCUUCUCCUGCUUUGCCACCAUCGCCUAUGCAAUGGAGGUAAUCAUCAGCAAGGUAAUGGCAAACACGGACAGGGAGGCUGGUUACAUGACCACAGUGCCUGGUCUGCUGAAGGUGCUUGAAACGUUUGUGGCCGGCAUCAUCUUUGUGUUCAUCAGCGACCCCAACGCCUAUGAGAGUCACACGGCCAUCAAAUGGUGCAUGGCUGUCUAUUGCAUCUGCUUCAUCCUGUCCAGCAUGGUCAUCAUCCUGUCUAUUGGGAAUUGCUCUGACUACCUGACCUCCACCCCCACCUGCUGCUUGUCCUUCUACGCCUUGUUGGCCGUCAUUAUGUAUCUGACAGCCACCAUCAUCUGGCCCAUCUAUAAGUUUGACAAGCUGCAUGGGGGAAGCCCCUCUAGGCCCAGUCAGUGCAGCAGCAGCAACCCAGACCUUUGCCCAUUUGACAAGAUGAUAGUUGUGGCUGUGCUAACCGCCGUGAACUUUAUACUAUACCUGGCUGAUCUGAUAUACUCUGUCAUACAGUUUAAGGAAGAUGACCAAAACUCAUAUAGCCAAUUAUGACACUUAUCAGUGUCAAGCAGUUUGUAGAGGUGACCAAUACCUAUAUGUUCCAUUUUGGCAUUUAUCAGUCUACCACACACACACUCAAAACGUUAUAUCCAUAUCAUAUCACUACAUUCGCACAGCAUUUUGAGAAAAGGCUGAAGUAGUAGUGUGUUACCAAUAUGUGAUGAAGAACUGAAGAUUUGACUGACUAAUGACAGCAAGCACAGUACUAGCAAGCCAUCUUGCUUGUGCAUGAAGUUACUUCUACUGGAUAUAA